AUGAAAAAGAAUUUCUAAAAAGAGGCUUUACUUUUUAAUGUCUAAUCACAUAGAUCUGAACGAUCCAGCAGUUCAAAUAUCUUUUAAGAACCUUAGUGCAAUAGUAUAUUGAUUUGUAAUUUAUAGAAAACAUAUUAGCAUUGUUAACAAAAAAACCAAUUAGAUGUGGUAAAUACUCUAGUUAGGAAACCAUAAUAUGCGAUAUGAACUAAUCUCAUCAAGAAUAAUCAUAAAUAAAACAAAAAAAAAUUGAAUAACUAAAAAAUUAGUUACAAAGAUUAAAAUAGAAUUUUGAUAAUUAAUCAAAAUAAAAAUUGAAUAUAUCUAAUAUCAUAGAUAAUACAAUCUAAUAAUUGCUUUAAAUAAAAGAAUGGCUCUAAGUAACAAAAUAUGAAGAACCUUGGUAAGAGAUUAUUCAAAUGGAGAGAGAUAUUUAUUUAAAUGAAGAUAAUAUUAUUAAAUCCAUGCCUCUUCCUCAUUUUAAUGAAAUAUUACUUCAACAUUAAUUAUGUAUAUUAGAAUUAGCCUCCCAAUCAUAAGCAAUUUAAUAAUAGAAUUUUUGGAUGACAUAAAUUCAUAGUUUACAUGAAACAUUUAUUUAAAAGAAUCAUCUGAUUUUGUAAUUACUUAAACCAAAAAAAUAAGAAGAUCUUGAAUAAUCUAUAGAAAUUAGUGAAGAAGAUUUUGGUCAUUCUUUCGGAAAGAAAUAUUGA
Messenger RNA from Paramecium pentaurelia, 713 nucleotides. Lineage: Eukaryota; Ciliophora; Oligohymenophorea; Peniculida; Parameciidae. The record is from the annotation of a GenBank genome assembly.